GAUGCCUCAACUGUAGGUUUAUAAUUACACGCACAAUCCAAUUCAGUAUUUUUCUUUCUUUUCGUUUCUCAGAAUCAUUUCAUCAACUACAUGGCGAGCUUGAGAAGAGCAGCGAUCAACGCCCACAGAAUCCUCAGUUUCUCCGCUCUACACAACCGUAAGGCGAUUUUAUCUUCUUCUCCAUCUCGCUUCGAGACUCUUCUUAGGCCUCAAUAUAGAUGGAUUUUUCCUUAUUCUUCUGAUAGCUCUCAAAUUUUGGAUGUUGAUUUCUCCAACGAAGAGAGCAAAAGGCGUUUGUUUAACAGACUUUUAUAUAGGAGCAAACAGAGAGGGUUUCUGGAGCUGGAUUUGGUUCUGGGUAAAUGGGUGGAAGAACAUAUUCAUACCAUGGAUGAAAAUGGAGUUAAAGCUCUUGUUGAUGUCCUUGAUUUGGAAAACCCAGAUCUGUGGAAGUGGCUGACUGGGCAGGAGCAACCGCCUGAUGCAGUGAAAAUAAAUCCUGUUUUUUCUGCUGUGCACAACAAGGUAAUGGACAACCUCAACAGCCAUUCUUCCCCUGAGACACGAGCAACUCCUGGGAAAACAUGGGUAAGAGGAUGGGAUGAUUUCAAGAAAGGCCGUGAUGGUCCUGUAUCAGGGAACCAGUAACUUUCUAUAUCACUCUUGGACUAGAUGGUCCUAGGCACUGUGUGUUUUUUGACACAUGAAGAACAAUAUAUGUAUUUCUACUAAUAAUUAAUAGUUUACAAUGUUUAGUUGUAAAAAUGUGAACAAGGACUGUCAGUAGUGAAGCCAAGAGAAAUGCGAGAUUUGAUGGAACCAUGUAAUAAAACUUUUUAUUAAGCAUAGUGAGAAAAAUAUGGGGCAAAAUCUUGCUUCAG
Molecule: messenger RNA, 881 nt
Organism: Pistacia vera
Lineage: Eukaryota; Viridiplantae; Streptophyta; Magnoliopsida; Sapindales; Anacardiaceae
Product: succinate dehydrogenase assembly factor 2, mitochondrial
Exons: 5
Coding region: 91-648 (185 amino acids)
Biological process (GO): mitochondrial electron transport, succinate to ubiquinone; tricarboxylic acid cycle; protein-FAD linkage
Cellular component (GO): mitochondrion
Source: RefSeq, a predicted model, not a curated record